Messenger RNA from Oncorhynchus mykiss (rainbow trout), 5378 nucleotides. Lineage: Eukaryota; Metazoa; Chordata; Actinopteri; Salmoniformes; Salmonidae. The record is from RefSeq and is a predicted model, not a curated record.
GUAGUUGACCAACCCAGCCGCUUGGUGCGCUGCUGUUGUUUCAGCCCAGCUUCCUCAAACCAGCUUCUUCCGUUGUUUUUAACAUGGCCACAACACCACGCUAGUCAGAUACUUAUCUAAGACAACUGUUUUUAAACAUUAGCACACUGAGAAUGCCAAGGAAAAAGAAAAACGGCCAUAGCCCGGCCAGAGUACCCGGGUUGUCAAACGACAACGACAACUACUACCGAACACCGGGAACGAGUGACGGCGCUCCGCUGUCGAGAAGUGAAUUCAACACCGGGACUAACUCUCACGACUACGGCGGUACUGAUAUGCUCGUUUCGACAAACUCAGGAGGCAUCUCGGCUACUUCUCAGGACAAGGACGAGAUCGUGAGGACCAUGAAGGAGAUGUUUUGCCACCUGGAUCCGGAAGUUCUUUACAUUGUGUUGGCCGAGUGUGACUUCAGAGUUGAGAAUGCGAUGGAUUCUCUCCUGGAGCUGUCUGUAGCAGCUGAGCGUGUUGGCCCCCUCCCUCCCCUCCUCUCCGGGUUCGAGCUUACCGCAGCUCUCCUCAGCCCCCAACACAACUCCUCCAAACCAGACCUUCACCCCCGCCCGCCUACGGGGGAGUCCGCUGUCCCCCUCUCCCCUCCCCGACGGGCACCUCCUCUCCUCAGCGAAGAUAACCAGGACCUGACCACUGACUUGACAGAAGAGUUUGAUGUUCUGAUUGACCGUGAGCUGGAGAAUCUUACCAUACAGCAGGAAGCUGGAGAGAGGGACCACGGUGAUCUUCACUCCUCCUCCUCUUCCGUCUCUUCCCUCUCCUUGCUCGUUCAGCCCCCGGGCGCCCAGCAGCAGGCCCUGCCACAGCCGCUCCAGUCCGGCCCAAGAGCCUCAGCCUCCACGAGGGGGCUCCCAGGGGAUCAGCCAUGCCCAGACAGGGUGUUCUCAGCUGGGCAGGCUAGCGGACCUCACUCCCCUGUCUCUGACCUGAGCCUCAACUUCUCGGGAGGAGCAGCCGGUUACCGGCGGCAACGGUCAUUACUGGACUUCGGCCAUCUGACUUCAUCGCCAUCCGAGACGGACAGAAUUAAACCCAGCCUGCUUUUGGACCCGGGGGCCGCCGAUCGCCCCUCUGCAUUCCAGGCAUACAGGAAACUGGACCAGUUCACUGUUCGUCCAGAGGGUGAGCGGACCGUACCACCAGGCGACGUAGUAAGGGGGGCGAGGACGAAGACUGGCGUCGCAGGAGAAGAGCGACUCGCCAACCCGUCGUUCUGGAAUACUCGAGCGCCGGAGUUCCAACCGCAUGCCCGCGGAAAUCAGCCAACGGGGCCGGCAUUUAUCGUCCCUGUGGCGCUAAGCCCCUCCUCCUGGCACACCCGAGCCACACCCGCCUCCCACUGGUUGGCCCAGGGCCCUUUCGGUCAAGCCCCUACCGUCCCCAGGUCUUGGACAGGGGGUGUGUCUGCUGGCCCCAGAGCACCCCUCCAACAUGGUAGGCUCCGUCUGGAGGGGCGUGUCCUAGUGCUGCUACGGGGAGCUCCUGGGUCGGGCAAGUCCACCCUGGCCCGGGCCAUGCUGGAACAGAACCCACAUGGGGUGGUGUUGAGCACGGAUGAUUAUUUCUGUCGUCAUGGGGACUAUCGCUACGACCCCUCAGCUUUAGGGGAGGCCCACGAAUGGAACCACGCUAGAGCCCAGGAAGUGAUGGAGGCCUCUUUCUCUCCUGUUAUUAUUGACAACACCAACAUGCAGAGCUGGGAGAUGAAACCCUACGUAACUAUGGCUCUGAGGCACAACUACAAGGUUUUGUUCCGGGAGCCUAGUACCUGGUGGAAGAACAAACCCAGGGAACUGGAGAGACGUACUAGGCACAGUGUUAAAGCAGAGAAGAUCCGUUGGAUGAUGGAAAAUUAUGAUCGUCACGUGACCAUUCACUCCAUCAUGGGGAGCUCUCACCCCAAACUACCCCCCCAUUACGACCCAACACGACCCCCUCAUCACGACGCCAAACUACCCCCCCAACAGGACCCAAGCCCACCCCAUCAGGAGGCCAAACUACCCCCCCAACAGGACCCAAGCCCACCCCAUCAGGAGGCCAAACUACCCCCCCAACAGGACUCAAGCCCACCCCAUCAGGAGGCUAGCCCGUCACAGCCCAAGUCCUCAGACAAGGCCCGCCGCGACCUGGUAGGAGAGCAGCGAUUGGUCCAGGGCUCUGAGAGGUCCUGCCCCCAGCUCUCCUCCUCGCUUCCCGACGUGUCGUUGGCCGGCCACUCCGGGAGAGCCAGAACCCCGGGUUACAGCUCUGCCCACGGGUCCACAGAGUCCCUCUCCCUCAGUGAACAGGCCUCGGAAAAAUGUGCGAUUCUGGACAAUUCUAAAAUUCUGGACGAGGAGGAUAUUCUUGAUUUAGGAACGUUGGUCUCUGAACCGGAAGCUCCGUGGCAACCGGACGACGAGGGGAACAGGGGGGAGGAAGAGGAAGAGACAGGAAUUCCCCACUGUCUGGUGGAGUCUGUGUUUAGUGCAGAUCUCCAUGGUGACGACGAGAGGCCCGUGGCUUUCUCCGAGUCGAUUGGUCAGAGGGUGAGGAAAGAGAGGAGGAGUAGAACUAGGAAGACGGACUCUGAUAGGCUGGAGCCUGCUGUCAUAGUGAAGGACGCUAGCCAAUCAGUGAGCGAGGGGGAUGGAGAGAGAGAGGAUGGAGGAGGGAAGUUGGUGGGAGAAAUUGGUGAUGGGGGAGAGCAGGUGUGGGAUGGGGGAGAGAGGGUGAAGGAUGGGGGAGAGAGGGUGAGGGAUGUGGUUGGAUCCAACACCGUGGAGCAGAGGGAGGGAGAGACCAUUCAGGCCGCCGGAGAUGGGGGGACUCAGGGUUUAGUUGAGAAAGACUUGUUGGAGGUAGAAGGAAGCCAUCUUGGUGAGCUUAACCCUAACCUCAACCCUAAUCUCGACUCUGACCUUAACCCUAACCUCAAGCCUGACCUCAAGCCUGACCUUAACCCUAACCUCAACCCUAAUCUCGACUCUGACCUUAACCCUAACCUCGAUCUCAACCCUAACCUCAGCCCUAACUUCAAACCUAACCUCCAACCUGACCUCUACCCUAAUCUCAACCCUGACCUUAACCCUAACCCCCACCGCCCCUCCCCUCCUCCGUCAUUGGCCGACACAGAUCGCUCCUCCCAGACCGACCCGCAAGACUUCGCCUUCCUCUGGCGUCUCGACCACAAUCGUCACGACAACCCAACCGACGCCGCGGGAUACCACUUUCCCCCUAACAACACCCUCGCCAUUCUCCACGGCAACCCUUCCCGUUUCCUCCCAGAGGUAUCGGCGGCGGUCUCGGCUGGCGUCGCGGUUCACCCCUCCGGCCAGCGCGUGGUGCCGUACCGUGUGACGCACGAGAAGGGGAGCCAGGUGGAGGAGAGGGAGCUGGAGGAGGGCCGGACCAGACAGCAGAACCUCGUCAUUCUCAGACGCCAUUUUAAACUGGUCAACAGACACACUCUGGAGGACCUCUAUGACACGUGUCAGCAGGAUCUGGAGUGGACCAGUAAUCUGUUGCUAGACUCUGGGGAGAGACUCUUCCUAGAGGAAGAGGAGGAUGAAGAAGAGGGUGAUGAAGAUCUGGACAUGGCCGUAGGUGUGUCCCUGGAGAAGAGGACGGAGGGGCGGGUUACGCCCCCAGGAGAGCAGGCUUCGGCCUCCAGCUUUUCUGAUAGCGAGGCGGUUGUUGUAUUGGGAAGAGGGGAGGAGGAAGAGGAGACGUGGAGGACAGGAGGGGGCGUGGACGAAGGGGUAGGUGGGGUUAGUGGACUGAACCAUCCGGUGUCUGGGGGUGGGGGCGGCUCAGAGGAACAAAACACCCCCUUGGGAGAGUCCACUCGUCUGGAGCACAGACCACCAGGAAGAGAUGUGGCGGAGCAGGAAGUGGUUCGGGACUCGGAGAGCGGAGCUGGCGCAGAGCAGUGGGAGAAAUGGGAGAAGGAGGAGGAGGAGGGAGACGAGGAGCUGUAUUGCGUAGACGAGGUGACCCAGUCGCUCCUAGCCCAGCUGGAGGAGAUGGAGAGGAGAGAGGAGGAGGAGGAGAGGAAAGGGAGGAAGGAGAAGGAGAAGAGGAGGGACAGACUCGUGGACAUCCAGAGUGUUGAACUGAAGCUGCCUACAGAACUGGCUCUGCAGCUGGUUGAGCUGUUUGGCCCUGUUGGUGUCCUACCAGGUGUGUGUUCUCCUGAUGACUACUCUGUGAGGAUGGACCUCAACAUGGCCAGACUGCUGCACCAGAAAUGGAAGGACACUGUCCAGGAGAAGCAGAGACAAGCAGCACUCUCCUACCAUCUACUACAAGAGAGCUCUGUCCACUGGGGCGAAUCACAGACGGCCAAAACCGGGCUCAGGGACGGGUCACGCCCAGCUCACUUCCUGAUUGGUCCAGACGGCUUUGCGUCUCCGAGCGGCCAAUCGGAGGCUCGGGAUGAGUUGCCAAUCCUGGACCACUGGAGUGUGUCCCGCCCUCAUGUCUCUCUCAGGGACAUCAUGACUGAAGAACGGGCUCUACAGGAGAACAUGGAGAGGUCUGGUCCAGGUGGUGUUAACAGGAGAGAUGGAGCUGCCAUGAUGAAGGAGACUCAGCUCUUUGACCUGUUCCCCAGCAUAGACAGACACUUCCUACAGGACAUCUUCAGAGACCACAAUUACUGUCUGGUGCAGACGGAGCAGUUUCUGAGGUCUAUGUUGGACGAGGGCCCUGUGAGAAACGUUGUGGCCCCAGAGCACACCCCCCGUACUCCCAGCAAGGAACGAGACAAGGUACACACACACACACACACACACACACCCCCCAGACAGGGACGCAGAGAUGUAGCCUCCUACUAUGGACAACAGGGUCAUCUCCAUGGUCAGAAGAUGCAUGAAGCCAAUCACCGAGCGGCGGCCCAGAUCUUUGAGCGGGUCAACUCCUCCCUGCUGCCUCAGAACGUUCUAGAUCUCCACGGACUGCAUGUCGACGAGGCCUUACUCCACCUGUCACAGGUGUUAGAGAGGAAGACCACAGAGUGUCAGCAGGGUGUGUGUAGGUCUCAGCUGUCAGUUAUAACAGGAAGAGGGAACCACAGCCAGGGAGGAGUGGCUCGUAUCCGCCCUGCUGUCAUAGACUACCUCAACACACAGGGCUACAGGUUUACUGAGCCUAAGCCAGGUCUGUUGUUGGUGUGUCUGAACUGAGAUGAAGCUGUCAUGUGACUGACUGUCCUUAUCCAGACACUACUGUCUCCUCCCCCUCUCCCCUGGAAUCUACCUCUACCACUUCCUCUCUCACAUACACAAAAAACACACCCUUCUCUCUCUCUCUCUCUCUGUCUCUCUCUCCGUCUCUCUCUCUGUCUC